UGUUUAAGUUCUAUCCACUAUUAAUGUCAGAAAUAUUUACAGGUCACUUAUUAGGUAAUUACAUGUAAAUCCCUUAAUAAGCAUUAAUUAUUUAUCUGGUAAAAUAGUAACUAAACUGCUGUCACAAAUUAAAAUUCACUGAUAAUGUAAAAGAAUUUUUAUUCUUUCACUGCAUAUAAUUUAAAUCCGAGCCGUAUGAAUACUGACAUUGGGAUAGAUCAGAGUGUAUACAAAAGAUAGUAGACCCCAAAUUUUUCGGGAGUGUGCUGUAGUUGAUUGAUUGGACUACGUGGAGAAAUUGUUCAUAUGAUUGUAGUUUGAGCCUUAAAAUUUAACAUUAUAUUGCCAUGAGGUUUAAAGAUAUUGGGUUUAACUUGUAAGAAAUCUUCUUCUACAUAUAUUUUAACUGAGAAAAACUGCCCUAAAUUGCACUGUGUUAUUAUGUAUUCGUGGGUUACUUUCCGCUCAAAACACUCGUUAACUUGGUGCUAUUAGGUAAAUAUGUUGCUCCAAUGCCAUUUGGGUUUCCAAAAUUUGGUGGUUACUCUGGAAUAAGAUGAUCAUUCAUGUUCUUCUGUUAGCCAUCAAAUGGUGUUUGAUCAAAGAGUUUGUGUGAAUUGUAACCUCUGUUUGGUUUUAUUUUGACAACUAGUGCAUUUUCCUUAUGAGCUUUGCUCCUUGACAUUCUUUUUGGGGUUGACGGAGGGAAUUUAGCUGAGAAGUGUUAGUAGAAUUUAUGCAUAAAUAUGUUAUGAUUAGAUGAAUUUUUGAGCUUAGAGUUAAACACUGAUUGGACCCUUACCAGUUAGGUUGUGUUAACCGAGGUCCAGUGUUAUCAAAGGCGCGCUUAAAGCGUGCUUAAGCCCUGAAGCGAGGCUCAAAACAUAUUGAGCGCUUUGCCUCGCUUAGUGGGCGCUUCAACAUUGUCAUCAAAGCUCUAAGACAUACUUUUCCUUGCCAACGAGCGUAAUCCUGAAGAGGCCAUACUAAACCAUUGAUAUUUCACUUAUUGUAAUUUUUCUUCAAUUUCUUAGUCCAUAUAUUUGGUAUUCAUGCUUAUAGAUAUUAGUUUUGGACUACACAUACAUAUUUGUAAUUUUUCUCCAUUUGAUCCUUUCUUCGUUAAGCCCAUGCUUUAUUUGCGCUUUGCACUUAAAGCUCCAACAUAUGUUAGAGCUUUUUUGCGCUUUUCGCCUUUAAUAACACUGCCGUGGUCGAUUGGAUCUUCCAUUGCUUACUUUUCUGGAUUAAAGAAAGAUCGGAGAGCUUCAUUUCCUUCUGUAGACAAAUUUAAGUUUUUAUUACAAGAUUAGUAGAGGUGCUUAUUUCUUGUUUAUGAUCACUAUGUAAAUCUUGCCGAGCAACUAUGAAAGACAUGCGCGCAAUGGUUUAUAUAAUAAAUACGGCAUUGAGCUAUAUUGGCAAAUCUUCACAAAGCCGAACUCUAUUGGCAAUGUAUAUCCGUGUCAAGCGUAAUAGGACCACCUACUUUAUUCAAUGUGACCCAACCGAGACAAUUCUACAAAUAAAGGAGAAAUUGUAUAACCUCGUAGAUCAACCUGUUAAUGAUCAGCGAUUAAUCCUGAUGCCUGCUGGAGACGUAUUGGAAGACUCGAAGUCCCUAGCUGAUCAGAAGGUCGAAAAUGACGCUGUGGUGGCGCUUACUCUGAGAAAAGAUGACAAUGAAUUUGAGGAUGUAAAUAUUGUGAGACCGGAUGACUUUUACCAGUCCCGCGAUUCAGAAGAUGGUGCAAAUUGGUAACACACAUUCUGGGAACAUCUAAUCCUCAACAAAGAUGUGUAUACUUUUACACUCUGAUCAGGGCAAUUGAUUUACCAGCUUCUGGUUUGAUGAAAUACUGAGAUAGUGUCGAGUUCCAUUUAGCAUGAGAUUUUGUGAUAUUGUCCUUCUGUUUAAAAGUGGCACGAUGGAUAAGAAUGUCCAAUCAAGAAUUUCAUUUUUUUUCUUUUAGCAGGAUUAACCAUUUUCAUGUAUGGAUGAAAAUUGCUGGCCAAUGUGUACCUUUAUCUUC
Nicotiana tabacum (common tobacco) is the source of this 2033-nucleotide messenger RNA. RefSeq lists its product as uncharacterized. The record is from RefSeq and is a predicted model, not a curated record. Gene Ontology annotation, molecular function: protein binding. Lineage: Eukaryota; Viridiplantae; Streptophyta; Magnoliopsida; Solanales; Solanaceae.